UGGCAGUUGGGGAAAACAUGGGCAAUGAGGUUGGUCAAGGCAGCUCAGAAAAGCAGGGUGGAAGCAGAAAGCCCUGGAAGAAAACAGGAAUUGUGGCAGAAGGGGAAGGAUUAAAGUCGAAGGAAAUGGAAAUAAAGGGAAAAGAGGUGAGCAUAUUAGUCAAAACUGUUGGAAGAGGUGGCUGCGUCUUUAAAUACAGAUAUGGUAUACAGCAUUGUGGGAAGACUCAGUUCAGACAUGGAGUCAAAUAGUAGAUUAUACUAACCUUAUAGGUCAAACCAGUGCUUUUUUCUAAAAAAAUGGUUAGGGGUACUCUCAUUUUCCUACUCAUUUUGAAGUUCUGCCCCUCACUGAGGCCAAACUUAGAUUCACAAAAUGUUUAGGGGUAUGCGUCCCCCUGCGUCCCCCCAGAAAAAAAGCACUGGGUCAAACCAUGGUUUGUGUUUUUCAAACAUUCAGAGAACAUGGUUUAGAACUGCCUUUCCAUCUGUUUAGCAAUCCCAUCUCUUAAGCUUCAGCUGUUUUGGCAGGCAGUGAAAUGACCACUUUUUAUGGAUCUUCAGUUCAGUCCUCAUGCCAAACCCAUAGUUAGCUAUCCAAUUUCAAGCCAUGUUUUUGGAUUCUAGUUUGCUGGCCAGUUACAAACCAUAGUUAAAGCUUUCGCAACCAUGGUUUGGCAUGAUAUGAAUUGUGCCGGUGUCCAAGAGACUUAGCUGGACACUUGGUCCUACCAAUUUCAAUAUGUUGAAGAAAAUCGAUAACCAGUCUCCUGCCUGAAUGAGGUUCCAUCUGCACUGUACGGCGUUUCCAUGUGCUGCUCUGGUUUCAGUGUUCCGUUGCACCAGAAGCGGCUUAGUCAUGCUGGCCACAUGACCUGGAAAAACUGUCUGUGGACAAACGCCGACUUCCUCGGCCAGUAAAGCAAGAUGAGCACCGCAACCCGAGAGUCAUCUGCAACUGGACUUAACUGUCAGGGGUCCUCUACCUUUACCUUUUAUAGUACUUUAAAGUGUCAUGGCUUUCCCCAAAGAAUUCUGUAAAGCGUGCUGAGAGUUGUUAGGAGACCUGCAUUCUCCUCACACAGCAACAAUUCCCAAAGCUCCCUGAGAAGAGGGAUAGAUUAUUACACUACUCUGUAAGUUGUAGCUCUAUGGGGAGACUAGGGGUCUCCUAACAACUCUUGAAACUUUUAAACAACCUAUAGUUCCCAGGAUUCUUUGUGGGAAGCCAUGACUGUUUAAAGUGGUAAAACAGUGCUUUAACUUUGUAGUGCGCAAGUCUUUGCAGUUCUCCAGCAAGAAGGUUUUAGAAGGGCUGAGAACAAAAAUUGUAGGAACCACCAGGGGUGUUGGUGGGAAGAUGAGUCAGGAAUAAAUGUGAUGACCGAGAGAGAAACCUCAGCAAAAGCAGCAAUGGAGUUUAGGCAGCAGAUGGAUGGCAAAGAUGGAUGCCAACUCCUUGGCGUGACCCGCUAUAUAUUGUGGAAUGGUUUCACAAUGUCCCUAAACUUUCAAAGUGGAAAAGAAAGAUUGUGUGGUGGAUUGCUGCCUCAGCGUUUACUGUAGCAAAGAGCUGAAUCGGGAAGCUGGCCUGGCAAUGACUAACGAGGAAGGGAAGGUAUAAAGGAUGUUUCUGGGUUCUUUUUUUUUUACGUCACAUUGUUUUGGAUGGUAACUGCCUGUGUUUUCUGGACGAAAGUCUGCUCCCUGUGAGGUGGAGAAGGAGGAGGUUCAGACACUUUAUCUGAAUAGCAGUGAUAGGCUAGCAGGUGUUCAGGCACUCAGUCCGGAUUAACAUCCCAUUGGCUGCCUUCCCAGUUGUGGUUGCAGAGGAUCUGGGACUGGGGUCCCAGCAAGUUCUACACAGGAGGAGGGAUAAGGAGAUGAAGGAAACUUAAUUCCACUGAAACCAAUGAGGCUUCAAAACAGGUGGCUAACCUUUGGCCCUCCAGCUCCUAUAAUUCCUGAUAAUUGGCCAUACUAGCUGAAGAAGAAGAAUAGUUUGGAGUUGAUACCCUGCCUUUCACUCCCCUUAAGGAGUCUCAAAGCGGCUAACAUUCUCCUUUCCCUUCCUCCCCCACAACAAACACUCUGUGAGGUGAGUGGGGCUGAGAGACUUCAGAGAAGUGUGACUGGCCCAAGGUCACCUGGCAGCUGCCUCUGAAGGAGCGGGGGAGCGAACCCGGUUCACCAGAUUACGAGUCCAUCGCUCUUAACCACCACACCACACUGGGGCUCCUGAGAGUGAUAACUCAGCCACUUUCUUGACCACACCUCCGUGGCUUAAUUGGCCAUGCCACCCUUCCAGGUCGGGGGCUACCAGCUGCCACUGCUAGAAAGAGUCAGUCCUCUAGCUCUUGGAUAGAGAGGUAAAGGUAAAGGUAAAUGAGCCCCGGACGGUUAAGUCCAGUCAAAGGCGACUAUGGGGUUAUGGUGCUCAUCUCACUUCAGGCUGAGGGAGCCGGCGUUUGUCCACAGACAGCUUUCCGGGUCCUGUGGCCAGCAUGACUAAACCACUUCUGGUGCAAUGGAACACUGUGACGGAAACCAGAGCACACAGAAACGACAUUUACCUUCCCGCCACAGCUGUACCUAUUUAUCUACUUGCACAGGUAUGCUUUCAAACUGCUAGGUUGGCAGAAGCUGGGACAGAGCAACCGGAGCUCACCCCGUCCUGCGGAUUCAAACCGCCGACCCUCCGAUCAGCCAAGCCCAAGAGGCUCAGUGGUUUAGACCACAGUGCCACCUGCGUCCCUUUUGAUAGAGAGGAGUGUGCAGACACUAGCCUACUGUACAGUGGUAACAUUUAUAUUCUUGGCUCUGGCCACUUUUGCCUCAGGCCCUGCUCACCACUUGUAGGUGGUCCCUGGGAGGUUCUUCAAGGGAAAGCUGCCUACGGGCUGAAAGAGAUUUCUGCGCCACUGCUCUAGGAGACGACAGCCUUUAAUGUGUCUUCCCCCAGUGGCUUCAGAUCAGCACGUCUUUACUUAUCCUAUGGCAAGUUUAUGUAGCUGUUUUCAGGGCAAGCAGAGUCCUGUGCUGAAACAGAAUGCCCACAGGUUUCCCUUUCUCAUUCAUGUGUGUGGAGAGACUGACUGCCUUGAGACUCUAGGAAAGCAGGGCUUCAACAAGUUCCUUAUCUGAUUGCAGUGCCCUCUUGUGCGUCAGAGCGCUUGGUUUUAUAAUUGUGGUUCACUUGUUAAUCUUUCAAUGCCAGUAUCUGCAAGGUGCUGCAAAUAAGCAGUAUUUCGCUUUAAUUGAAGGUCAAGUGUCUCUGUGGAAUAUGUGAAGAUUGUAGAUGGAUCAGUGAUGGGCUCUUGAAGCCAUCUAGAUAACUCAGGAGCAUUAAUAGUUCCUUUUUCUCCCUCCCAGGAACAUACACAACUCUUCACAUCCUCUCGUUUGAUUCAUCCCUUGUGUUUUAUACCUGAGGAAGUCAUUGGAAUAAUACCUCCCACCAACACUGGGGAAGAAAAAAACCCCUCCCUAAUUUGUAAUGCUGUAUUUACUUUACCUUCACUUACAUUUAGUGCUUAAGACAGCCUUUCCCAACCUGGUGCCCUCCAGGGUACAAGGCAGCUGGAGGGCACCAGGUUGCGAAAGACUGGUUUAAACCAUUUGAAGGAGAAGGGAAAAUAAUGUGGGUCUCUAGAAGCACAAACAUUAGCAAGACACACAAUAUAAUAAAGGUUCCUCUUGGAGAUUGUGGCUUCACUUUGUUCUGUGUUUGGAGUUAAACAAACAACAGUGCUAGUUUGGACAUAAUGCUGAGCCAGGGACCAUGGUUUGUUGCUCCCCUGUGUGUUCCAUCUGUGUUCUAACUUGAAUAGGGACAAGGUUUUUAGAUUUAUACUACAUGUGCUAAGUGUCUCACCCUUGUAUAUCUUCGUUAUCAACAACUCUCUGUGUGUCUGUAGCCUCCAUAUUUAAUAAUGCAAUUAUUGCUGUCUGCACCCUGCUUCAUUUCCCUUUCUUUUGAUCCCAGCAUUUACAAUCCCCAUCAGCAACAGCAACCAAUGUGUAGACAUGUAACUUAGGCUAGCACACCAUGUAUUUGAUGGAGUGCGGUCUACAAAAGCUUAUGCCGCAAUAAUUUGCUAUUAUUUAGGUGCCACAAGACAUUUUCCCAUUAACUAUGGUUUACUGUGACAUGCAAACAGAGCCAUUGUGAUGUAACACUUAGAGUGUCAGACCAGAACUGUGAAGACCCAGGUUCAAGUCACUGCUCAGUCAUGUAGCUCACUGACCUAGGACCAGUCACCCCUCUCACCUUAACCUGCCGAGGCUUGCGGCUCACAGGGCAGGUACAAGACAAGAUAAAUCAGGAACCUGAACAGUUCCCAGCAAGUCUUGCUAGCUGAAUUUGGAAAGAUGGUGUUUCAGCAAAAGCCUGCCUAUCCCUGCUAAUGAGCUGCUUGCCAAUUUUAUAGGACCAGUAAUAGUAUAGGACCACCUCGCAGGAUUGUUGUGAGAAUAAAACAUCAAGUAAUAAGUGUUCUGUUAGAACCCUUCCCCAUGUUAUCUUUUGGAAUAAAGCUAUCAACAACUACUAGUCAUGCUGGCCGUGUUAUAUACCUCUGCUAUAAGAGGCAGUAUGUCUCUGAAUGCCAGAUGUUGGAAACUGCAGGAGGGGAGAGUGCUGUUGUGCUUCCCACAGGCAUCUGUUUGGCCACUGUGAGAACAGGAUGUUGCUGUGCCAUUGGCCGGAUUGAGUGGGGCGCUUCUUAUGGUUCAGCACUGCUAGUGAUGUCAUAAACACCGUCCAGUGCAUGCCCAGGACACUUGUGUAAUCUGGUUUCAGAUGCUGCUCACAGCUUACUGGAUGUACUGACAGGACUCAGGAAGUCAGAGUCUGGAGAGAUAUCUCUUGGUGGGCUCUUCUUGAAUAAAUCUAGUGUGCCUGAUUGCAGCAAGAUGUGAUGCAUGCUUUGGCUUGGGGGAGAAUUGGUUUUUCUUAGGGACAAAAUAUUGUCAUUUGAGCACCGGAAAAAUGUGUCUUCACACUAUCUUGUGGAAAGAUGACUGAAUACACUCGUGCACAUAUACACAUUAACAUACUGUGUGUAUAUCAUCCUACACUUCAAAGAGACUUCCCCAGGAUGCCCCUUUAUCACACAAAAAUUUAUCCCCUGCCUUUUCUCAUACAGCUCGAUGCAGUUUGCAAGUAUAAUCAAAUGCACUCAAAUAGCAAUCUAUAAAAAGAACAGAAUACAGUGAAAUCCGGCAAUCAAACAACUUUUAAAUGUUGCAAUAAGAAAUGUCAUAUAAAACACAAUAAUAACCGGAUUUUAAAAAGUAAAAAAAAGCACCAACAGAAGGAUUGCAUAUAAUUCAUAUGAAAUACAAUUCAUAAAGAAAUAAAUAAUAUCACUAUGGUAGUCAAGUGAUAAAACCCAGCCUCUAAAAAUCAAAGGCCUUCCUAAAUAGGAAGGUUUUGAAGCUGCAAUGGAUGACCAACAAGGAGGGGGCAAGAUGAAUAUUUCUUUAGAUAGAGACUCUCAAAAUUUGGGUGUGGCAGAAAUGGUCCUCUCCAUUAUUAUAACAAAAUGUGGGUUUGGAACUGACAGGAUGGCCUCUGUUGAUGAUCUUAGCGAGUGGGCAGGAUCAGUUGGAGGAGCUGAUCUGGGAGGUAUGAGCAGAAGCUGUGCAUUCCUUGCACAUAAACACACUCUUCGCAUUGGAAAGGCCUUAAGUUUAUGAAGGGAGCCAGUUCCACCCAUCGCUGGACCCCGUCUUCCUCCCCUGCUAGUCCUUGAAAAGGGAAGGGUGUCAUGCUAUUAAUUCCAAGUUGUGAAAAUGCUGGCGAUGGUUGCAAAGCUGGACUCGGUGGGAAAUGUUGUUGGGGAUGCAAAGCACAAUGGGGCCGGCUCAGAUGCGAAGAGGAUUAUUUGUGUGAAGUGGUCUUGCUGUUCUCCCUCUCCCCCCACCCUGCUUUUUUUUGUGCUGCGAAAAUGCUGGCAACCAUAACGUGAUUAUUGAGGAAUAUGAUGCACCGAAAGAGGUGGAGGAGGAGAAAGAAAUGCCACUUAAGUCGCAAAAGUGCUUUUCAGCCUGAACAAUCGAAAUGAAAAAAUAAUUGCACUCCCCUUUUUUUAUUCUCUCCAGCCUUUCUUAUCAAACGACUUUAUCACCUUUUUGGUUUUAUUUUACACAUUAUUUAGACUUUCCUGUAAUCCCUGCUAUUCUACCAUUGACACCUCCUUAAUACCUUGUCUAACGCCUCUGACACUUCUGGCGCAUGCCUGUGCCCUCCUAUAAUAGGGAACAGCUUUGGCAAAGGAGGAAAAGAAUCAGGGGGUGGCUGAGUAGCGGGAGAAAAGAACAGAGGAAUUAUUUGCUGCUCAGACUGUGAAUAAUAAAGUUUGAGAAGAGAGAGGGGUGCCAGUGAACUCUUCCCUGUCAGGGUGAACUUUGCCGCCUUGUGUGAUGUCUGUCCUUGUUCAGCCACCGCCUGCAGUUUGAAGAUUGGGAAGACGUGGGAGAGGAUGUAUUAUGUGCAAGAAACGGCCUGCUAUAUGGAACCAAAGCAAAUCAGUCCCUCUUGCACAGGUGCAGACUAUGCAUCACUGUCUCCCAUCCUAUUGCCAGGCUUCGCCCUUCUAUUGGCCCCUGCUGGCCCUGGCAGAUUUUGAAUGCCAAGGAUAUUGCUCUUCCUUGCAAAUCACUUGUUCCCAUUUUUGCAAUGGCUUUACAGCCCCUGGUUCUCCCCCAAGCCAAUAUGUUCUUCUGUCUUGGCUUUGUAUAUUGUGAAGAAGACAAUGCUACCUCUCUCCCAACUAGGCACCAUCUGACAGCAUCCUCAGCUUGCUUCCUGAUGUUAUUGCAAAAGGACCACUGGGGGAUUUUUUUAGUUCAAAGGAAAGGCAAGUAAGAGAGCGGGGUAUGGCAAAGGUGUCUAAAAUGAUGCAGAGUGUGGAGAAAAAGGAUAGAAUUUUUUUUCUUCCUGUGUCAUAAUACUAGAACUUGGCUGAAUUUUGGAAAGUUCAGGACAGACAAGAGAAAAUACUUCUUCACACAGCACACAGUUAAAUUAUGGAAUUCAUUCCCACAAGAGGCCAUGAUGGCUGCCAAUUGACUUGUGACUCAGCUAUACAGCUGCAAAUAAAACGUUUUAAGUGUGUUUUAAGUGCAAUAUACAAUUGUGACGCUAGAUGGCAAUAGGGAGCCUUAUGGAAAAUUCAAUGUAUUUUUAAAAACGCUUUUACAAAAAGCAUUUUCAGAACGUUUUUUUACAUGUGUGUAGAUUCCACCUUGGAUGACUUUAAAAACAGUUUAGACACAUCCAUGGAGGGUAAGGCAUUUUUGGGCAACAUUCCCUCACGCAGAAUUGUCUGCCUGUGGACUAAUCCUGCGAACUCAGGCUGGCCAUUCAGUUGUCCUAGACAGGAAGUGUUGCAGGUUAAUGGCUCCCCCAGACAACCUGUUUUUGAAAAUUUAUCCUGAUUUGCUUGUGCAGAGCUUGCACAGAGGCUAUAUUAUGUCCACUUUUAACUGAGCUUUCAUUCUGGUUGGUUUACAGCAGGGGUCAGCAACCUUUUUCAGCCAUGGGCCCGUCCACUGACCCUCAGACCAUGUGGUGGGUCGGACUGUAUUUUUUGGGGGGGAAUGAAUUAAUUCCUAUGCCCCAGAAGUAACCCAGAGAUGCAUUUUAAAUAAAAGCACACAUUCUACUCAUGUAAAAACACACUGAUUCCCGGACCGUCUGUGGGCCAGAUUUAGAAGACGAUUGGGCCGCAUCCGGCCCACGGGCCUUAGGUUGCCUACCCUGGUUUACAGGGAGGUUAUACCUCAUCCUGUCAAAAAGUGGUUAGCCCAUUUUUGGAGCGUUUCCCAGUCACUUUCCUAACUACAAAAAGUCCACUGUCGGCUUGCUUUUAGGUGGUUCUGUUGCAGCAGAGCACUUUCUUCCACUUUUAAUUGCAGAAACCUAAAUUUCCAGUGCACAGUUGAAUCCCUCCCACCACCCAAGACUUGGCUUGAGUAACAUUGUUUAUUCUUUGCUCUGGUGUGUUCCAUUGCAUCCCUUGGGGGUCUUCCUCUUGGCUCUUCCCCUUCCUUGCUCAUCACUUCACCUACAACACAUGCCUAUGGCUCAGCCUUGACAGCAGCAUUAGAAAGCCCCUCCCAAAGCUCAUGUGGUAGAAUUGCACUUCCUGCAUCCCAUGUCUCUCUCCCCCCUCCCCCCAACUCAGCGAGUGUAUCAUGAAACCCAGCAAGGUAUUGCUUGGCCUUGUAAGCAACACAGGUAUUGCUGCUAUAUAUAUACCUGGGUCUAAUUUCCUAUUAAAUAAACUGUAUCUGUGAAGUGGGGACUUGUGGCGGCUUUAUUGUAAGUAUAUUACAUGCUAAUUCAAGCAAAUAAAUUUGCCCUGGCUGUGGAGCUGAAGCGAUUAAUAAGCCUCGAAGAUCACUUGGCUGCCCUGAUGAGUUUCUUCAAGAUAGUGGAGUAUAUUUGGGGAAAGCAUUUAGACAAGGGCUCCCCCCCCCCAAUUUUAUAGGCUUUAAUUAUUAGUGACACUGUGCAAACGGCUUCAUAUGACUGGAAUACCAACUACUUAACUCCCUGACCUUAUUAUUCAAAUAAACACUUCUUAUUAUAGCAGUGUGGCUUGUUCGUCAACACAUCAAAUCAGCUGCCACAGCAGUGGAUUUCAAUGUCCCCACUGCGUCAGCGGAGAGCAUACGGACUUCAUUAAGAAUGUAAUGGCAGCCUUUAAGGCAUCGCCACCGCCCCAACUUUAAUUUAAGCGCUAUUGUGUGUUGCUGAAUGUACAGCUUAAUGCUCUUAAAAGGGUCUCAACAGCCAUUGCCUUCCUAUCUAGGAGGGGAUGUUUGCAAAAGAAGCCUUCCACAUCUCCUUCAGCAACUUAGUGGCAAUGCAGAAACCUGCUCCCCCUGCAAAAAAUCAGGGAUAAUGUGACUUGGCCAAGGUUCCCAAAGACAUUGCUCCACUGGGCUCACAGACCUUACUAACCUACUAACAGUCAUGCACUGACGGUUACCUUUACAUCACCUAAGGCAAGGAGUGGGGAGCACUUUCAGCCUGGGGGUCCCAUUCCCUCAUGGGCAAGCUUUCAGAGGCCACAUGCCAUGUGGGGGGCCAGAGGAAAAAUGGGCAAGCAGUGGAUGUGACUCUUAACUUUGCAUGGUAGGAUAUAUUCCAGCGAUUCAAAAACAGACCCACCCUUCUCCAUCCAGCCCAGCAAGAGGCACCGUCACAGAUCAAGGACACAUUCAAGCCAGGCAAAAGCAUCUAAGGAGGGAGGGGUGGGCCUGUGAGGAGGACCAGACAGGGAGGAUUGGAGUGCUGCAAUUGGCCCCAGGCAUGACAGUUACAGGGACGCGGGUGGCGCUGUGGGUUAAACUACAGAGCUUAGGACUUGCCGAUCAGAAGGUCAGUGGUUCGAAUCCCCGCAACGGGGUGAGCUCCCGUUGCUCGGUCCCUGCUCCUGCCAACCUGGCAGUUUGAAAGCACGUCAAAGUGCAAGUAGAUAAAUAGGUACCGCUCCAGCGGGAAGAUAAACGGCGUUUCUGUGCGCUGCUCUGGUUCGCCAGAAGCGGCUUAGUCAUGCUGGCCACAUGACCCAGAAGCUGUACGCCGGCUCCCUCGGCCAGUAAAGCGAGAUGAGUGCCCCCAGAGUUGGUCACAACUGGACCUAACGGUCAGGUGUCCCUUUACCUUUAUGACAGUUACUUAUUCCUGACAAUAAGUCACACCUUCCUCCCACUGAAGUCCCUCUCCAUAGCCCAUAAGAAUGUGAGAAAAGCCUGUUUAUUGGAUCAGACCAAUGGCCCAUUUAGUCCAGUAUCCUGUUUCCAGUGUGGCCCACCAUAUGGUUCUAGGGAAGCCCACAAAGAGACGGUAGGAGCAGCAGUUCCUCCCAGCAGCUGAUAACCAGUGGUACACUACAUCUUGCCAUGGAAGUUCCUUAUAGAUAUCAUGACUGGCAGCCAUUGAUCGAUCCCCCCCGCACUUCUUUGAAUUUGAUACUGUUCUAUAAAAGCUAUCUAAGCUAGCAGCUACCUGUACCUUUAAGGCAGCCUAAAUGAAUUACACACUUAUGUCAGGGGUGGGAAACCUGUGGCCAUCCAUAUGUUCUGGACUAAGCUCCCAUCAGCCCUAGCUGGCAAGGAUGAUGGGAGUUGUAAUGCAGAAACACUUCGGUUAAAUAACUCCUCCUGACCAUCUUGAAUCUCCUGCCCAUCCAUUUCAUUGGAUGACCCCAGUUUUAGGGUUUGGAAGAGGGAGAAAAAAAUUCUCUCCACCCACUUUCUCCACACACCAUGGAUACUUUUAUAAACCUAUUAUCAUACCCCCUUCUCUUGUCACCUUCAACCCUCCAACUACCCCUAGAAAAGUUGAUCCAGCUCCCUGAUAAUUUUGGUUGUACUUUGUUACACCUUUUUGAAAUCUGCAAUAUCAUUUGUGGUAACCUUCUGCUUUAGGUACUUUCAGCAGAAGAGAGUGAUGAUGAUGAUAAUAAUCACUAUAAUUAUUUGCAUAGUCACCCCACCUUUGCUAUUGGCCAAACGAGUCUUUUUGUAUUGCUUCAAAAACCUUUCAAACAUAUUUGAUGGGAGGUGAAACUUUAGGACAUGAACAAUUUUUCAGUAUUUUAUUUACAGCCUCUGUAUUCCACCUCUUAAAUUCUCUAGGCAGCUUGCAAUGAAUAAGAAAGCCAUAUAAAUACAAAAAGAACAUAAAAUGCAGCAAAAACCAGAGACGUUGUGCCCCCACAGUUAAAACACAAAUUUAAUAACUGAGAGGCGCAGACUUCAUCAGGCCUAGGUGUGACCAGAGCGAUCUUCACCUGGAGCCAAAAAGAGCACAAAAGAUGGUACCAGGUGAACUUACCUGGGAAGGCUGUUCCAUAACUGGGGCUCGUGUCCACCAUGUAAAGCAAAGCCUUAUCCAAAAGACAUUCAGUUUUCUUUGGGAACUAUUGUCUGUCUCCAGCCAACCUGUCCACACCACACACCCCUGCAAACACCUGGUUGGGUGAUGCUGCCUCUUAUAGUAGGGAGGAAAAUGUCUCUCAAGGCACUGCCAGUCACUCACUCCUGUUGAAUGCAGACUCCAGAGCACAGGAGCUAAAAUCUCUUUUAAAGGUUAGUAUUGCCAGAUCUCAGGAGGAUGACCAAAAAUUUCAGAUUGGAGUCUCUAGCAGAAGGUCUCUAACAUUCAAUGGUGAGGGACUAGGACCAAGUAUGUUUGCUUUUUUUCCUGCUUGGCUUGACAGAGUUUUCAUUAUGAACAGGGAUAGACAGAUCAGUCUCUGCAAAUUUUGCAUAUGGUUCAUUCAUAUGCCUGUCCCGAUUUCUGUAUUAAUCUGCAUUUUUUAAAAAUGAACUGAAGAUUUGUAUUUAUAUAUUUUACUAGAAUAUACGUAUUGAAAUGUAUAUUGUGGGUGGUAUGCAAUUAAGUUUUAUUCAGAGUACACCCACUGAAUAACCACAAGGUGGAAUUUACACAUAAAAAAUGCUGUGAAAAUGCUUUUUUAAAAAACGUUUUGAAAAAUACUUAGAAUUUUGCAUAGUUCACUUUCACCAUCUAGUGUCACAUUUGUGUAUUGCACUUUACAACACAUUUAAAACAUUUUAUUUGCAACUGUGUAGCUGAGUCCUAAGUUAGGCCCAUUAAUUUCAAUAUGUAAAAUUCAGUUGAAUACCAUCCUUUACCACAGUGCCUGCAUUUCUAAGCAUAUUUUUUCCUUUAAAAAGUUCCCCUAAAAUAUGUAUAUUUAAUGUGUUUUGAUAGUCAUUUAGUUGAGAACUGUACUGCAAAGUUCAGAGAAGUAUGAAAUCAUGUUCUGGACCAUGUACUAGUUGUUGUUGUUUAGUCGUUUAGUCGUGUCCGACUCUUCAUGACCCCAUGGACCAGAGCACGCCAGGCACUCCUGUCUUCCACUGCCUCCCGCAGUUUGGUCAAACUCAUGCUGGUAGCUUCGAGAACACUGUCCAACCAUCUCGUCCUCUGUCGUCCCCUUCUCCUUGUGCCCUCCAUCUUUCCCAACAUCAGGGUCUUUUCCAGGGAGUCUUCUCUUCUCAUGAGGUGACCAAAGUACUGGAGCCUCAGCUUCACGAUCUGUCCUUCCAGUGAGCACUCAGAGCUGAUUUCCUUCAGAAUGGAGAGGUUUGAUCUUCUUGCAGUCCAUGGGACUCUCAAGAGUCUCCUCCAGCACCAUAAUUCAAAAGCAUCAAUUCUUCGGUGAUCAGCCUUCUUUAUGGCCCAGCUCUCACUUCCAUACAUCACUACUGGAUGUACUAGUUAGGGAAGCAUAAAUUUGGUCAGUUUGCUUAAAAAUGUGGACCAGGCAAAUUUUUCCACCCCAAGUGUAUGAACUCCCCUGCUCCUCAGUUUAAUCAGACUUCACUCUUAGCCACCAGGAACACCCUAACAUGCCAGAUGCCAUUAAGCUCCGCCCCAAGUACAGCAAGAUCCAAUAUAUGAAACAUUCAAUCUAGGAAUCUGAAACUGCAACUUUCCAUGUUAAACUUGGAUCGAAAGCAGGAAUAUCCAACUCCUUUCUUGUCUCAAGCCUUCAAUCUGAUCAAAGGUGUUUUUCCCUUCUGUCUCUAGUGUAACCUUCUUCUCCCUCCUUUCCCCCCCCAAAAAAGAAAAGCAACACCUUAUAGGAGAGCAUGCAAAAAACAAAACAAAAAACCCAGUGUUAAAUUUCUGCCUCUGCUGAAGCAGUGAAUCAAAUCAAUUCUCCCUUUCUUCUUUUUGAUUCCCUGAGCUUUUACAUUUUCAACCCUGUCACAGAAGAACAGGGCUGGAGAAGCAAUCCCUUUUGUAUUCCUAUUGACUCAAUUAUUUUGCCUCUUGAUUUUCUAUGAAACAGACCAGAAUGGCAGGCUGAUUGCUAAUGGUCCACGUAUUGUUAAAAGCGAUGUGUUUUGAAGGUGCUAAGUAGAAUAUCUUUUGUCUUUUUAUUUUUUUUUCUUUUAAAGAAAGAACUUGGACUGCAUUGGAGUUUUAUUUUGAUUGAUACAAACCAUAGCGGACAAGGAAGGAUAUGCAAGAUGAGCUUUUAACCAUCGGCCGGGAGAAAUAAAUGUGGCUGCAUCGUAAGCGGGUUCUCACAAUGAAAGGUCAUGCUUUGUCAUUCUCUGUCUGUGCACUACAUCGCUGACCUUACUUUUUCUUUGACCCACUUGUACUAAUAGACUAAGUCAUAUGAUACCCUGAAGAGCCAAUGAGAUUAAUCUCCUGCACACUUUGAUCGAUAGAGGCUUGGCACAGGGCGUUCUGUCGAUGUUGCAUUUAUACAAUGUCAUUGAUGAUCCGUAUUGACAGCUGAAUGGGUGUUCUCAGCAUCACAGAGGGAGCUGCUUGUCACAGUUUUUUUUUUUAACUCAAACAGCUGCUCCUUGGACAAAGAAAUAUGGCGUUGGAUCAUUCAAGUGCUAUAAUACAUAUCUUCAGGUCUCUUUCUAAAUGCUGCUCUGCUGAUCUUAACUGGGAAAUAUCCUUGCUCUCAUGGGUGCCUUAAAGAAUACAGACUAAAGAAUUGCAACUCCCAAAGCACUUGGUAAAAAGCCUGUGAGUACAGGUUAACAAACAAACAAACCCCAACGCCUCUUGUUUUUGAAAACUAAGUUUCUAGUCCUUAUAGAGACAAUGUUAAUAAUAAUAAUAAUAAUUAUACCCUGCCCACUUUGGGUGGCUUACAGCAUAUAUUGAAACAUAAUAAAAUAUCAAACAUUAAAAAUUUCCUGAUACAGG
Podarcis lilfordi (Lilford's wall lizard) is the source of this 13728-nucleotide messenger RNA. NCBI's taxonomy places the organism in Eukaryota, Metazoa, Chordata, Lepidosauria, Squamata, Lacertidae. The record is from the annotation of a GenBank genome assembly.